CUCUCAACCCCCAGAUCCCCAAUUCCCCCACCCCGCUCGCCGCCCCACCCGAAACCCUAGCGCAGGCACACGACCUCCGUGUGCUGCGCGGCGCCGCCAUGACGGGCCCUCUCCACUCCAGCUCCGGCCACAACGCCGCCGCCGGUGGGGGCGGCGGCGGCAAGACCAUCGAGGAGAUGUACCAGAAGAAGACGCAGCUGGAGCACAUCCUGCUGCGCCCCGACACCUACAUCGGCUCGGUGGAGAAGCACACCCAGACGCUCUGGGUCUACGAGGGCGGCGCCAUGGUGAACCGCGCGGUCACCUACGUCCCAGGCCUCUACAAGAUCUUCGACGAGAUCCUCGUCAACGCCGCCGACAACAAGCAGCGGGACCCCCGGAUGGAUUCGCUCAAGGUCGAGAUCGACGUCGAGGGCUGCUGCGUCUCCGUAUACAACAACGGCGACGGGAUCCCCGUCGAGGUCCACCAGGAGGAGGGCGUCUACGUGCCGGAGCUGAUUUUCGGCCAUCUCCUCACCAGCAGCAACUACAACGACAACGAGAAGAAGACCACCGGCGGGCGGAACGGAUACGGCGCCAAGCUCACCAAUAUCUUUUCCACGGAGUUCGUCAUCGAGACCGCCGAUGGGCGUCGCCAGAAGAAGUACAAGCAGGUUUUCUCAGAAAACAUGGGGAAGAAGUCAGAGCCCCAGAUUACGAAGUGCAAGCAGGGGGAGAACUGGACCAGGAUCACCUUCAAGCCUGAUCUGGCCAAGUUCAACAUGACCCAUCUUGAAGAUGAUGUAGUAGCCCUUAUGAGGAAAAGAGUUGUUGACAUGGCAGGAACUCUUGGCAAAACGGUGAAGGUUGAAAUGGAUGGCCAGAGGUUGCCUGUAAAGAGCUUCUCUGACUAUGUGAACCUGUAUAUCAAGUCUACUAAUGGUGACCCAAAACUAAGGGUUUUUGAUCAAGUAAAUGAUCGGUGGGAGGUGUGUGUUAUUCCGAGUGAAGGACAGUUUCAGCAGGUCAGCUUCGUCAACAGAAUUGCAACAAUAAGGGGUGGAACUCAUGUUGAUUAUGUCACCAACCAAGUUGCAAACCAUGUGAUGACCGUUGUGAAUAAGAAAAACAAGAAUGCAAACAUGAAACUGCAUAAUGUGAGGAACCAUCUGUGGGUCUUUGUUAAUGCCCUCAUUGACAACCCCGCCUUCGACUCACAGACCAAGGAGACCUUGACCACUCGUCAGGGAAGCUUUGGGUCAAAGUGUGAGCUUUCUAAUGAAUUCCUCAAGGGAGUCGAGAAAUCAAGUAUUGUCAGCAAUGUCCUCUCCUGGGCCGAUUUCAAAUUAAGCAAAGAACUAAAGAAGACUGAUGGAAGCAAGAAGUCAAGAAUUUCUGGCAUACCAAAGCUUGAGGAUGCAAAUGAAGCUGGUGGGAAGGACUCCAACAAGUGCACAUUGAUUCUGACUGAAGGCGAUUCAGCCAAAGCUCUUGCUAUGGCUGGUAUAGCUGUAGUUGGUAGAGAUCACUAUGGCGUGUUUCCUCUCAGGGGAAAGCUAUUAAAUGUUAGAGAAGCAAAUCACAAGCAAAUUCUGGAUAACACAGAAAUUCAGAACAUAAAGCAAAUUCUUGGUUUGCAGCAUGGAAAGCAGUAUGAUAGCACCAAAGGCUUGAGAUACGGCCAUCUCAUGAUAAUGACAGAUCAGGACCAUGAUGGUUCCCACAUCAAAGGGUUGUUGAUCAACUUCAUUCAUUCUUUCUGGCCAUCUCUUCUUAAAGUUCCAUCUUUCUUGGUUGAGUUCAUCACUCCAAUUAUCAAGGCAACUAAGAAAAAUGAGACCAAAUCAUUUUACACAAUGCCAGAGUAUGAAGACUGGAAAAGGAAUUUAGGAGCAAGUGCAAGUUCAUGGACCAUAAAAUACUAUAAGGGGUUGGGAACAAGCACAUCCAAAGAAGGCAAAGAUUACUUUACAAAUAUUGACCAACACAAGAAGGAUUUUGUCUGGGUAGAUGAUCAAGAUGGCAAUGAAAUCGAGUUAGCAUUCAGCAAAAAAAGGAUUGCUGAUAGGAAAGAGUGGCUUACAAACUUUCAGCCUGGAACUUACCUUGACCAACGUGAGAAAGAAAUCAAGUACCGUGAUUUCAUCAAUAAAGAGCUGAUUCUCUUCUCAUUGGCGGACCUGCAGCGAUCAAUUCCUUCGAUGGUAGAUGGUUUUAAACCAGGUCAGAGGAAGAUUCUGUUUUGCUCAUUCAAGAGGAACCUUGUUAAGGAAACCAAGGUUGCUCAGUUCUCUGGUUAUGUGUCAGAACACUCCGCAUACCACCAUGGUGAGCAGAGUUUAGCAAGUACAAUUGUUGGAAUGGCUCAGAGUUUUGUUGGCAGCAAUAACAUAAACCUUUUGUACCCUGGAGGCCAGUUCGGUACCAGAUCUCAGGGUGGCAAAGAUGCUGCGAGUCCUAGGUACAUCUUCACCAAACUAUCACAUAUCACACGUUCAAUUUUCCCAAAGGAUGAUGAUACUCUUCUUAAUUAUCUGAAUGAGGAUGGACAGUUAAUUGAACCGAGCUGGUAUGUGCCAAUCCUUCCCAUGGUUUUGGUCAAUGGAAGUGAAGGAAUUGGUACUGGAUGGAGUACAUUCAUUCCAAACUACAAUCCAAGAGACAUUGCUGCUAACAUCAGGCGGUUGCUGAAUGAUGAGGCUACUGUACCAAUGCACCCGUGGUACAGGGGGUUCAAGGGAUCCAUUCAGAAGGCAAAUAAUGCAAGGGUAGAUGGUGCCACAUAUACCAUCACUGGUAUCAUAGAGGCUGUUGACAGCACUACAUUGAGGAUUACUGAACUGCCAGUCCGCCGUUGGACGCAGGAUUACAAAGACUUUAUUGAUUCUUUGCGUCCAGACGAAAAGAACAAGGACAAGGAAGCAUUUAUUGAGGUAAUUGUCAACGAAAAACACUUUCACUUGAAUUCGUUAUGUUUCCUCCUCAAUGGCCAUUAUUCUUCAAUUGCUAUUAUUUUACAGGACUGCACCGCACAAGGUGAUAAUGACGAUGUUUACUUUGAGCUCAAACUAUCUGAGAAGAAUAUGAAUAUCGCCAAGGAAGAAGGACUGCUGAAGAAAUUUAAGCUGACAACAACAAUAGGAACAACAAACAUGCACUUGUUUGAUUCAGAUGGUAAAAUACGGAAGUAUGACACUCCUGAACAAAUACUUGAAGAGUUCUUUAAAUUAAGGCUUCAAUUCUACUUCAAGAGAAAGGAAGUAUUAUUGCAAAAUAUGAAGCUGGACUUGAAGAAGCUUGAAAACAAAGCUAGGUUUAUCCGCUGUGUUGUUAACAAUGAAAUUGUAGUCAAUAACAGGAAGAGGGCAGAUCUUUUUUUGGAGCUUCGACAGAAGAAUUUUGAUCCUUUCCCAAAGAAAAAGAAGAGAGCUGAACCAGCUGCUGUAGGAGCUACAGAAGAGGAGGAAAACGAAGAGAGUCCUGAAGCUGCAAACGGAGUUGAUCCUAGUGACUAUGAGUAUCUCCUAUCAAUGGCAAUUGGUACCUUGACUUUGGAGAAGAUACAGGAGCUCAAUGCUGAGAAAGAGAAAGUAGUGAAUGAAGUUGAGGAACUGGAAAAGACCACAGAAAAAUCGCUUUGGCUGAGAGACCUUGACGCCUUUGAGAAAGACCUGGAUGUGCUUGAUCAAAUGGAUCUAGCAGAUGCGCAGGAAAGGAAAAGGCUAAGGGAUGAGAAUGCCAAAAAAGCAGGAUCGAAAGCUGCUCCCAAGAAACAACGUAAAAAACCGGCUGCUAAACAGCCAAAAGUGGAAAGUGAUACAGAAGGAGAUGCUGCUGAACCAGUGGUUGCAAAGCGUGGAGCUCAACGGAAAAAACCAGCCAAGGAAAAUGGUGCUGGGUCUGAUGACGAAGAUUAUGUUGCUGAAAAGGCAAAAGCUGAACAACAGAAGAAGAAACAAUCUAAGAAGGCAAGUGCUCCACCUGUGGAUGAAGACGAAGAUGACUUGCCCACACUAAAAGAACGUCUUGCAGCUUUUAAUCUCAAUGACUCCUCUCCGGAUAAUUCUGCCAUGGAAACUGAAACAACAGAAGAGCAGAUUGGAGGCAAGGGGAAGAAGGGAGUAAGCAAAAGAGGUGGAGGAAAGAAGGCUUCAUCAUCCUUGGCAGUGAUACAUGACGAUGAGGAUGAGGAUGUCGAUGUUUCCCUGGAAGUUCCAGAAGAAGUCCAAGGUCCAAAGAAAGGUAGAGGACGGAAGCCUGCUGCCCCCGUGAAGCCCAAGGCUACUGCCACCAGGAAGAGGGCGCCAGCUCAGGGCAAGGCCAUGAUGCUCAAGCCCACAGAGGACAGCAACACCAGCGCUCCUUCUCCUGAGAAAAAGGUCCGGAAGAUGAGGGAGUCUCCCUUCAACAAGAAGAGUGGCUCCAUCUUGCAGAGAGGCUCGAUCGCUGCCUCGACAAGCUCUGAAUCUACUGCUGAGGCAUCACCACCCUCUGGCAGCUCUGCAGAGCCAAUUGCUGCCCCGCAACCUAGGAGGACAGCCAGGGCUACCACCAAGAAGACGCCUGUCUACGACCUUGAAAGCGAGGAUGAAGUGGUGGAGGUAACUGAUGAUUCUGACUUCGACGUGGAUGGUGACUCUGACGAGUGAGUUCAUGGCCUUGCUACGUCGAACUAAGUUAGCCGUGUCCCUUGUGUUGCGUGCGCCAGUAUCUAGUAUGUGGGUUGUUACAUUAGCUACUCUGAUGAUUCGGUGGUGUACUCUAUGUGAUGCAUAUCUUGUGCGUUGUAUGUGGUGUCUGUUGGCUUUGCUGGUGUGAACAGAGGUUGUUCUGAGUUCUGCGUGUCAACUUUCUAAGGUUCGAGUGGCCAGUGCCAA
Molecule: messenger RNA, 4856 nt
Organism: Setaria italica (foxtail millet)
Lineage: Eukaryota; Viridiplantae; Streptophyta; Magnoliopsida; Poales; Poaceae
Product: DNA topoisomerase 2
Exons: 21
Coding region: 99-4628 (1509 amino acids)
Biological process (GO): resolution of meiotic recombination intermediates; sister chromatid segregation; DNA topological change
Cellular component (GO): nucleus
Molecular function (GO): DNA topoisomerase type II (double strand cut, ATP-hydrolyzing) activity; ATP binding; DNA binding
Source: RefSeq, a predicted model, not a curated record